This is a messenger RNA of Anopheles maculipalpis, 760 nucleotides long. It is a transcript of the gene PIG-X, whose product is annotated as phosphatidylinositol-glycan biosynthesis class X protein. The transcript has 4 exons. Bases 20 to 760 code for a protein of 246 amino acids. Lineage: Eukaryota; Metazoa; Arthropoda; Insecta; Diptera; Culicidae. Gene Ontology annotation, cellular component: endoplasmic reticulum membrane. The record is from RefSeq and is a predicted model, not a curated record. Gene Ontology annotation, biological process: GPI anchor biosynthetic process.
CGAUAAGUGCUAGCAGAAAAUGGUUUCAACUUUCAGCGUGCUCCAUACCGUUAGUGCAGCAUUAAUUGUGUUCCUCCCGUCCACGGAAGCCUUGAGCGCUUUCCUGAACGUUGCCAUACACAACAGUGGAUUUCAUCGUGAUAUUCAUUACGGCCUUCGGUUUGGUGGCAUUGGCCGGAUGUCAUGCGAGCUAUUACUCGUACAGCAACUGCCGGCCGCGAUCUACGUCAACACGGAUCAGCUGGUCGAUAUGAAGCGGUUUCACAAAAUCAAUAGCUACGUGCCUUUGUACGUCGAUGUGGAAAAACCGGCCAGCAAAGCGGACCCAUUCACCGUGUACUUGUACGAAUCAGUGCGGCGAGAAAUCAACAUUACACUACCGAUCCAUUUCCGUUAUCACGAUCCGUCCGGGCGCAAGUUCGAGCGGAUUCAAGUGGAAAGUCCCACACUGUAUGUGAGGUGCAGCAAUGUACAGGCAACCAAAUAUCCGCUGCGAACGGUGGGGAAAGCGAAUCUGCCUUGUUCGGAUAGUGCGGAAAUUGAAGACUACGAUAAGCUGCAUCUGGCGGAGCUGUGCGAGUGGGAUGAAAUGGAAUUCAAUAACCUUCCGACGGUGAUAAGUGUCCUGAUUCCGGUUGGAAACAGUGCAUCGUACAGUUUCGUGUUACCGGCCACCAUCAUUGUCAGUUGGAUCGGUAGUAUGUAUCUGAUAUACGUGAUACUGAAGGUGGGCCGUAAGGUGAACAAAAAGUUGCUAUGA